AAAGUUUAAUUUAAAAUGUAUUUUUAUUUAAUAAUAUUAAGAAGAUUAUAUCCUAAACUUAAUAAAAUAAAUAAACGCUAUGUGUCGAUGCCUUCUCAUAAAAAGUGGCAAAGUGUCGUUGGAUUGGAAGUGCAUGCUCAGUUAAACACGGAAUCGAAACUCUUUUCGGGUGCUCAGAACACUUUUGGUGGCUUAGUGAACAAUUGUGUAUCGUUAUUUGAUGCUGCAAUACCAGGAACAUUGCCUGUUUUAAAUAGGAAGUGCGUAGAACUAGGAGUUUUGACUGCUUUGGCACUGUCGUGUAAAGUAAACGAAGUAUCUACUUUUGACCGCAAGCAUUACUUUUACGCUGAUUUGCCCGCUGGCUAUCAGAUAACACAACAAAGAGCACCUUUAGCCAGCGACGGUGUUAUAAAUUUUCAGGUAUUUACACCAGGGGUCCAUAAGAAGCCAUAUAACAAGAGUUCAAAGAUAAAGCAAAUACAACUAGAGCAAGAUAGUGGAAAGUCAUUGCAUGAUGCAGACUUAAAGCGAAGCCUUGUAGAUUUGAACAGAGCUGGGGCACCUCUGAUAGAACUGGUGUUUGAACCCGAUUUGGAGAAUGGCGAGGAAGCCGCGGCACUGGUCAAAGAGCUAGUACUGAUCGUGCAAAGGUUAGGAGCAUGUACGGGGCGUAUGGAAGAGGGUGCAUUGAGGGUCGACGCGAAUGUAUCCUUGCGUCGCGUUGGCGAUCCCCUAUCUACACGCACUGAGAUCAAAAACAUUGGAUCAGUCCGCGGGGUCGCAGGCGCAAUACGCCAUGAGAUAGAUCGGCAGCGUACUGUAUUGGAGGGCGGUGGUCGCAUAAUCAACGAGACAAGAGCCUGGGAUGCCACAGCUAAAGUCACAAUUCCAAUGCGGGACAAGGAAGUCGUCCAAGAUUACAGAUACAUGCCCGAGCCAAAUCUUCCGCCGCUUCGAGUCAACCUCAUUACAAAAGAAGACACACAAGAUGUUAUUAGCGUGCCACUUGUUAAAGAAAAGAUACCAGAACUCCCAGAAGAAUCUAGAACGAAGUUAAUAAAACAAUUCGAACUAAAGUCAGAGGCAGCUAUACAGCUUGUGAACGAACCUGUUUUACUUGAAUUUUUCCUAAAAAUCAUUUUAAAUACAUCUAGAAAUCCCACUAAAGUUGCGAACUUUUUACUAAAUGACCUCCUUACUAUACUCAAUAAGAGGAAAAUUAAUGUCGAGAAUUGUCCCGUAAGCGAUGAACAGUUAGCUGAUUUAAUAGAUUUCUUACUACAAAACAAAAUCAAUUUAGAUGUCUGCAAAUUAGUCAUCGAUGAACUCAUUGAAGACUCGACCUUGAAAGUUAAACACCUAAUCAACAGCAAAGCUUGGUUUUUAAUAACGGAUGAUACAAUGAUAAUAAACAAAUGUAAGGAAAUCAUAGAGAAUAAUCCGAAAAUUGUUAAACAAUAUAAAGAUGGGAAAGUAAAAGUAUUUAACGCUUUAUUAGGCUUACUAGCUAAAAGCACUGAUAAUAAAUUCGAUAUGUCACUUGCUUCUAAAAAGAUGGAAGAGUUGUUGAAAAAAUAAACGAUAAUAAAUAUUG
Pararge aegeria (speckled wood butterfly) is the source of this 1597-nucleotide messenger RNA. It is a transcript of the gene GatB, whose product is annotated as glutamyl-tRNA(Gln) amidotransferase subunit B, mitochondrial. NCBI's taxonomy places the organism in Eukaryota, Metazoa, Arthropoda, Insecta, Lepidoptera, Nymphalidae. The transcript is spliced from 5 exons. The record is from RefSeq and is a predicted model, not a curated record. Gene Ontology annotation, biological process: mitochondrial translation; glutaminyl-tRNAGln biosynthesis via transamidation. Bases 16 to 1581 code for a protein of 521 amino acids. Gene Ontology annotation, molecular function: glutaminyl-tRNA synthase (glutamine-hydrolyzing) activity.